AUGAAAAUCAGCAGUGCUAACGAAAAUCCUCUGAAGAAAUCAUUUUUGGGAAUAUUAUCAGAAAUACUAGUGGAACACAAUGAAACCUCGAAUUCGCUUGUUCAAAUUUUGAGUAGAAAACUGUCAGGUUUUAACAGAAAAUAUGUAAAACGAUUUUCCAAUAGAAUUAUUAAUGAUGAAAUGGAAAUGCUAGCCAUGAUUAGCAACAAUGAAUCUGAAACUGUUUCGGAAUGGAUCACAUCCAUGCGAAAGGACUUAAUUUUGAAAAUGCUCUAUUCGUGCUACAUUUCUCAAACGGCAAAGUAUGCAAUUUUAAACAAACUCUUAGAAAAUAGAGAACCAAUCCAGAGAAGUAAUAUUUUACUUUCCGUCUUGGUUCACUAUUCGAGCAUUGUAACUGUUGGUACCAAUUUAUGGAUUGAAAACCAAAUUCGCUCCCUAUUGGAAAGGAAAAAACUUGGGCUUAUUGAGGAUGAAACCAUUUUAUUGAUAAGGAGCUUUAAAGCAUUUAGAAUUGACAAAAUGGAACAAUCAGCUGGCCCUUUAAAUUAUAAUUAUGAUGGAACCUGGUUUGCUCAACAAUUGAAGCUCAAUAGAGAUUGGAAUGAAUUGAUGCGAAAGAUUGCAGAUGAAAAGCAACUCUCAACCAUCACAAAAACUCUCUACGCAGCCAAUCCUAAGAAGAUUGGUAAGAUUAAAUAUGGGAAAAGAUGGUAUGAUGAUAAUUUGGAGCCAGAUAAAUGGAAACUCAAUCCUGAGGAUAAAACAUGGGAAUAUGAUAAGAGAACACAACAAAAGAAUCGAUCUAAUGAUGUCACUAACUCGGAAGAAAUUAAUCUUACUAUCAAUGAUACUUGGCACUUGACUAUUAGUACAAAAACAUUUUUAAUUAACGAUCCAUCAUUCCAAAGAAUGAUAGUUCCAAAACAAGAAAAUAAUUCAUCACUGUGUUCUCUAUCAGCAUGGGAAUCAUUAGCCUUGUGUAAAUUUACGGAAUCAAUUCAAAAUUAA
Molecule: messenger RNA, 1011 nt
Organism: Naegleria gruberi
Lineage: Eukaryota; Heterolobosea; Eutetramitea; Acrasida; Naegleriidae
Exons: 1
Coding region: 1-1011 (336 amino acids)
Source: RefSeq, a predicted model, not a curated record